Epinephelus moara (kelp grouper) is the source of this 7194-nucleotide messenger RNA. Its product is annotated as carboxyl-terminal PDZ ligand of neuronal nitric oxide synthase protein-like. The record is from RefSeq and is a predicted model, not a curated record. The transcript is spliced from 13 exons. Gene Ontology annotation, molecular function: nitric-oxide synthase binding. The coding region runs from base 337 to 2577 and encodes 746 amino acids. NCBI's taxonomy places the organism in Eukaryota, Metazoa, Chordata, Actinopteri, Perciformes, Serranidae.
CAACUUCCACACUCACCACAGGAAAAGUCAGGAAAACACAUCUGUCCCCGCGCAUGUCGCUGUUUGUGCUGGCCUGCAUGUGUUUGUAAAGCUGUUCCGGUGAACAUUAGCAGAGCAGCGGAGCGCCGGUGAAGUAGUUGCCUACACUUGGCCGCUGUUGAGUGCGGUGUGAGCAGCGGUGAAACGCCGGGACGGUUCGCUGCGAUGGAGAACAUGAACUAAUCGGAUUUGAUAUUCUUUUUUCUCUUGGAUUACCUCCUGUUAAACCGGCCCGGUUCGUUAUUGUUGGUAUUGUAUCGGUUCCUGUCGUAGUGUGGAAUAGUGAACACUUUGAAAAUGCCUGCUAAGACCAAGUACAACCUCGUUGAUGAUGGGCAUGAUUUGAGGAUCCCGUUGCACAACGAGGAAGCAUUCCAGCAUGGGAUCAACUUCGAGGCAAAGUACAUCGGCAGUCUGGAUGUGACGCGGCCGAGCAGUCGAGUUGAGAUCGUGGCUGCGAUGCGAAGAAUACGGUAUGAGUUCAAGGUGAAAAACAUCAAGAAGAAAAAAGUCAACAUUGUGGUGUCGGUAGACGGCGUGAAAGUUGCCUUGAGGAAAAAGAAAAAAAAAAAGGAGUGGACGUGGGAUGAGAGCAAGAUGAUGGUGAUGCAGGAUCCCAUUUACAGGAUAUUCUAUGUGUCUCAUGACUCCCAGGAUCUGAAGAUUUUCAGCUACAUCGCUAGAGACGGACAGAGUAAUGUCUUCCGCUGCAAUGUCUUCAAGUCCAAAAAGAAGAGUCAGGCCAUGCGGAUUGUUCGGACAGUCGGCCAGGCGUUCGAGGUUUGUCAUAAACUGAGUCUGCAGCACACGCAGCAGAACGCAGAUGGACAGGAGGACAGCCACAGCGAAAAGAACGGCAACAGCUCCUCUGUCUCAGCUCGGGAACUAACAGGCGCAGAGAAGACGGCGACUGUCACAGAGGAGACGGAUAUCGAUGCGGAGGAGACGAGCCAGGUGUCAGCAGCAGAGGAGUUAAACCUCAAUAGAGGGGUGACUGAUCUGGACGCCACAGCCAAGGCACCUGAGCUGAACCAAUCGGAGAGCAAGGCUUCAGAGGAGGCCUCUCUGCUGAUGUCCAGCCCCAGGAUGCUGCUCCCUACAUCGGGCACACUGCCACCAGGUGCCCCCCUGUCUGUCCACCACCAGAUCCAGCUGCUCCAACAGCAGCUCCAGCAGCAACAGCAGCAGACACAAGUGGCUGUGGCACAGGUCCACCUGUUGAAGGACCAGCUGAGCGCGGAGGCCACAGCUCGGCUGGAGGCCCAGGCUCGAGUCCACCAGCUGUUGCUGCAGAACAAAGACCUGCUGCAGCACAUCUCCCUGCUGGUUAAACAGAUCCAGGAGCUGGAGACCAAGAUGUCUGGACCAAACUCAAUGGGAUCUCAGGACAGUCUGUUGGAGAUCACCUUCCGGUCUACAGUACCUCCAGUGAUUUGCGACCCCACAACGCCCAAACCUGAUGUGUCCGCCCUCAACCUGCCUGCACUGGGCUCCGCUGACGGGACCGGCAACGCCUUCUCAUCUUCCAAUGGGACUCUGGGAAGCCCCCUAGUUGAUCAAAGUAUGUUUGAGAACUCAGUUGCCCAGCAGCAGAGUCCUCAGACCUCCAGGCCGGGCCAGUCCUCGUCCCGACGCACCCCGGCAUCACCUAAUCAUAACCUGGGGUCCAGCUCCAUCGACUCUCCAUCCUCCGGAGGCCAACAGAGGCUUAAAAAUGCCAUUAAUCUGGGCAAGGCUGUCGGCGCAAGGGUCAAUGACUUGUUAAGAAGGAAGGAGCCCAGCCACCUCGGGGACAUCGGGGUCACUGAGGUCAACAAAAACGUUGAUGCUGUUUGGAGCUGUAUGGACCAACUCAACCAGACCACUGCAAACAGUCACAUCUCCUCUUUUGACUCCUUCCCUCGGCUGGACCCACCACCCCCAACAGGGAAGAAACGCCUCCCUCGGGCUCUGAAGACCACCCAGGACAUGAUGAUCUCGUCCGACCCCGUUGUCUCCUCUCCUGACCCAGUUGACUCAUCCUCCUUCCUCUCUUCUCCUGACAAGAUGCCCCCGAUCGCUAAGGAGGAGCUGAGGAACAGUGAGGAGCAGCAGCAGCAGGGCGAGAAGGAGGAAGAGCAGUCAGAGGAAAUCACAUUGCCGCCAAGUCCAGCAGAGAAGAAAGUUGUUUCUGAUUGGGAGAUGACAGGAAGCAACGGCAAAGUCGAUGGAGUCACAGGUGGAGAAGAUGAUGAUGUGGAAAACGGGAGCACCGAAGGAGGCGAAGAGGAACGUCAGCCCCAGCUGCAGCUCUCCGUGCCAGACCUCAUCAACAAAGAUCCCCCCUUGCUGGAGCCCAGGGCUAAGCCCUGCGACGUCUGGCAGAAGGCAUCAGGACCGGACUCCCGGUUGGCCUCCACCCCAUGCUCAGGAAAAACUACCUGCCGCAUCAGCCUGGGUGAGGAGGCUCUGCUGGGGAACGGCACUCCCUGCAGUAAAGGCACCGGAGUGAGCGCUGAAGACUCAGAGUCCCACCCGGACCUGCUGUCAUUUGAAUAAAGACCAGAGGGGUCAGAUACCACUUCAGUUUGUCUCCAGGAGUUUGGAACUUUUGCUCUUAGAGGUAAUUCAAACAGACUAAUGACAAGUACUGCGGAUCAAAUAUUCACUGCCACUUUGAAAUAUAUAACUCUCCCUGCUCCAGGGUUUGCUUUAGGAAAAGGGAACAAGGGCUUCCAGGAAUCAGGGCAGGGGCCAGAGCUGAUGCUUUUAGACUUUUUAGCAACUUUUCUUGAGUUUAAAUGUCAUGGUGAUACAAUCUGGCCCUCCAACAUGGCUGACGGACACCACCACCUUCUUCCUAAUGAUUUGAACACAAAGCUGACCAGCACCAGAUGAUGAAUAAGGAGCAAGAGAGAAAAUGUGUAGGAGCUGAGGGUUCAUUACGGUGCAGAGAGAAUUCAAAUUUUAUCAUUUCAUCUAUAAGCAAACAGUUAUAACAGAUAAUGAUUUUAUCAUAGUGUAUUUAUCAUAUUUUAGCUCUUCCAGUGUUUUAUAACAUGUCAUGUCUGCUUUAGGAAUGCAAUAAUACCUGAUAAUGUAACAAUGAAUGUAACUGAUAAAAUGAAAUAUCCCUUUAAAUGGGCUGAAAAUGUAAAAUCCUGACAAUGGCGAGCGUAAAGACAACUUUAUACUGAUGUCAUUUAUUCCUGAAAGUAAAACAUUAUUACUGUACAUCUUUUAGAAAUGUAUGGGUGAUACUUAUCAGCAUUAAGUUAUAUUAUCAAGCCAUUCAUUUCAAGAACCCUUUUGUCGACAUUUUUAAAACCAUUUAAAGGGACUUCUAUUUCACAAUGGUCACACUGUAAGUCUCAUAUUGUACAAAAGCUGCUACAAUGAAACCAAUUACAAACUGCAACUAAUAUGAGUUAUAUAGCAAUAUAAUUUACACUCAGUAUAAUUAGAAUAAUAACGUUUUUGGAGAAUUUUCAUCAGCCUAAUAGUAUUUCCAGCACAGAAUAUUCUUGAAAACUGAAGGCAGACUCAGGAGGAGAGGAGGGAAACAGGAGGAAGAAGCUGAACGAAUGCGGAUGUGUUAGAGAUGGAAAGGUUUGGGGGAGAGUUUACAUUCAGUUCAGUCAGCAUAAAAUGCCUCGCAGCAGUUUCUGCCAGAGUUUGUCAGGACUGGAAGGCUUUUGACCUGUAGCUUCAUUCAUAUUAAUUCAUUUCUGCCCCCUUUUUAGAUGCAGUGGGAAUUUUAGAAAGAGUCCUCUCCUACACUGCCCUUUGGCACAGACUCUGACCCUGAAUGUGACCUUUGUAAAGUUAUCAGCAUGUAAGGACAUUCAUCAGCAUCCCCAUCAAUAGGUAGCAUUUCUUUUGGUUUAGAUUAAAAAAGAAAGAAAGAAAAAGAUGAAAAAGGAAACCUGGGAUUGCUUGCUCAUUUAUUUUAAAUAUUAAAAACACCCCAGAAAUUGUUGAAAUUAAAAUAUAAAUACACAGAGCAAAGUCAGUGUAAACUUAUUUUCUUUUUUUUAAAAAUUCAAGUACUCAAGUACAUUCUGAACCGUCUCCACAGUUCAGAGUUACCUCCUGGCAGCAGCAAGAAACAGAGUGCCAGGGCCUAAAGUCCAUGUGGAAAAACAUAUGCUAAGUCUAAUUUAAAAAAAAAAAAAAAAAAAUUUGUAGUUUCUGAUUAUAGAUAUUGUGAUUUUUUUUCCUUUGGCUCUGUGCUCCAGUGAUAAUGAGCUUGUGUUGUGAGCAAAUACUAGUAGAAACUAGAAAAUAAAUUGAGCAAUUUGUGGAACCACAUUCAGUAUUUACAUGAACGUAUCUCUGGUCUGGGAUGAGAACGGCUCCCAUGCUUCCUCUGUGCUGACAAAAAGUGUCUUCUUAGCUGGCUGAACUGAAAGUAGAUUCUUAUUACCCCCUUAAAAAAACCUGACAGCGAGUCGGAUGAAAGGAUGGAUGGGCAGACGGGCGGCAAGUGGAGGGCGGGCUGCUAAAAAGUUAUGUUUGAGCAGAAGACAGAGAGGAUAAUGAGCUGUCAACAGGGAGAGAUGAAAGUGGUGUAUUCUAUUCAAGCAGAUCAUUAAGUGACAGACCAAAGACAGAAAUUAGCGGCUCAGUCAGACAGGUUGUUUUUGUCAUAUUGUUUUUAGCGAGCUAUCAGAGUGAAAAGAGAAGCAAUAAUUCAUACAGAUUUUUUCCUCCUUUAUUUUUGCUUCAUCUGUUAAUGAAAACCAAAGUCAGAGCAUUUAGAAAAUUUUGAUAACAAUUCACAUGCAUGUUUUAGAUCUUCUGACUUUUCUGACUCACCGCAGAGAGACUGUGUCGGAUGAGCUGACAGUAACAGAAAAUAACCCGCUGUUGAAUCAGACAAUCAGCGUCAACCUUACCCAUGUGUCGCUGCAGGAGGAGCAGAACCAAGCUGCGAGGGCUGUUUUAGCACAAUCAAAGUGGAAAUCUGUGUUUUUAUAACACUAUAAUCUGAGCAUCUGUUCCUCACAUCUGUGGCACUGGGUUAAAAUUCACUUUAGACACACAUGGAAAGCAAGCUCCAGAUCCCAACCCUACAAAUAACCCGUCUUUCUGUGAGGUUCCUGAAGUGGCCUCUGUAAGUGUCCACUGUGUCCUUGCAGGGAUUUCCCGACUUCAAGACAGAGAAAAAAAACUUCCCAGAAAACACUGAGACGGACACAGAGCCAGCUGUAGUUGCGGUCAGGUCGUGCCCAUCAGAAUGAGAGGAAUGUGGAGCUGGACUUAGAGAAAGGAAGCUUUGUCUCUCUGUCUGUCCCCGUCUCUCUGACUUUGUCUCAUAUAAAAGCGUCCCCAUUUAUUUUAAAGCUUUAACAAAACAGCAGGUGUCCCCCACAUGCCAAACCAAAUUACAAAAAUAGUUUUCCCAAUUAGUUUUAUCCAGCAAUCAUCAGAUCAGAGUCGAUUUUUUUUCUUUUACUUUAAGUUUUUAACUAAAAGCAACAGUUUGUGGAAACACAUGCUGAGUUUUUCACGUGUUUGUGUGCUGUGAGGAACAGAAACAAAAUGUAUCUUCACUGUGCUGGGGUUGCAGAUGUUUCAGUAAUCUCCAGAACCAAAGCAUUUACAUUGCUAGAUAAAACAUAAGUGGGAAAAUGUUUUAAUUUUGGUCAAAGUGACAGUUUAAAAUCAGGGCAAGAGUGGAAACAUGUUGUGAAAGUAAAUGAGUUAAAGCAACCAGAAGCAAAGACCUGAUCUACAUUAUCUGAUAAUCACCACAACUUAAUCAAUCACCCAUAUUAAUGAUAGGACAAAGUAUUUGUACAUGUUUUGUUGCUUCAACGUUUUAUUAGUUUUGAUUUAAUUGAUCUUGAAUAUUUUAAAGCCCCUGAAAGCCUGGUUUCAAAUUCUUUUUGUUUUUACUCAUAAUAUAAUAUCAAUAACUAAAUGUGCAGCAAUCACUGUUAAAGUUUGGGGAGGGAAAAUCUUCAUUAAGAGUUAAACACAAACUCUGUGGCUGAGGUUUGAUCACAUUUGAUUGACAGGUGUUCGCAAUAUAAGCAAGAAAAAAAAAAGAAAAAAAAGAUUGUCAUUACAUUUUGAUUAAAAUUGCUAAUCCCUGAUUGGUGCAUGGAAAUAUGUGACAAUAACUAUUUUCAACCGAGCCCACUUUAAACCAGUGACAAACAAAAAUACAGAAAAACAAAAUUGUUUAAACUUUGGCAGAAAUUAUGUGUUCAUGUUGAAUCCUAUCACACAAAAUGUGUUAUCACGGCCUUGAAACUUAUAAAGUGUUGUAUUUUGUAAUCUGUCUGUCUGCUGCAUCUGACUGAUAACUGAAGAGACUCAGAGGUUGUUUUCAGGAUUCAGAAAGUCUGUCUAUCAGCACAGAGGUAAUUGCUACACACCUGGAUGAACCAGGAGAGGUUUUGACUGAACCCAACAAAACUGAACACAGGAUCGACAACAGCUGCUUGUAUUUAGUCAGAGGGUAAAAGCAAUAAGGUGGGAUGAAUGGUUUCUCAGACUCUCUGAAAUGCCGCGUUUCUUUCCUUUUAGCAAAAUCACCAGUGUAAAGAAAUGAAGCUGAGACAGUGAGAGCAGCUCACCAGUUACCAUGCAUCCUUUAAAACCACUAAAGUAGAUUUCUAUUGUAUUUUCUGAUGAAGGAACAGUGCUGUAUAUGUUAUGGAAAUAUUCUGUCGCUUAUUUUUUAUAAUAUCUGUGAAUAUGCCAUGGCGUCUUGUUCUGAGAAAUGAAGGAAAGUGAUUUAUUUUGAUAUUCAAGUCACAGAAUCUAGUUAUGGCAAUCUGUGCUAUUUAGUUGCUUCGAUUAAUGUCAUAAAAGAAAAAAAUGACCUUGCUUUCUAUUUUUUAUGUUGUUAGGUUUUUGUCUUUGUGAAGCCAGUUGACAUAAUUUCAGCAGUUAUGAUGUAUGAAGGAAGUUAUAUGCUGCUCAUGAAGGCUUUUUGAAAACAAGGCGCAAACGGACCGCUAAAGCAAACCUGGGACUUUUUAUUGAUUCAUAUCUUAAAAUUGCUGCAAAUGAAAUCUUUAAUUUUUUAUGAAAAUAUGCUACAAAAAUCAAAGUGAAUCGGUGAUUCUUUUUGUUGUAUUUUCCUAAUGUAUCUUUUUUUAAAGUGGGGAUGUAAUAACUCCUGUAAUGAUUGUAAUCUUUAAAAAAAAAAAUCUUGAAAUA